UCCAUCCACGGUACAAAGAUACAUCGUACCUAAGCCGCGAGUGCAACCAACCCCCACUUCCAAAGCCCCAUACAGCCCAAUAUCACCUGCGCAUAUAGCCAACAUUGGUGCAUUCGAUGCAUCCGAGUCAAGUCUACAUAAAUACCUACAUACCCUUUCAACUCGUGCAUGUGCGCUCAUUCACCAUCUUGUUCUGCAUCUUUCUAGGCGCAUGCACAACACCUCCUCGUCCAUGUAUCCCCCUUGAACCUUGGUAGCCCAAACACGUGUUGACGCGUCGUCGCGUGCGUGCGUGGGGCAUGGCUUUGCAUCUUCCCGCCCACACCACCUCCACUCCCGCCUUCCACCACCGCCCUUGGCUGCACGAGAUCCUCGCAACCCAUCUGCAUAUGGGGAGGACUUGGCUGCAAGCACAGGCAUUCAGCAAGGAAACACGCCCCAACCCCAACCCAAAUCGAGAGUGGGCUGGCAUCUACGAGGAUAACGGCAGUUGCUUGGAUAUCUUCGUUUCAGAACAGCAAAACACUCACCGACAGGUACUCCAGGUCAUCCGCGAGAAUCCCCUCACUCUGAGCGACGGCGAGGCAUCUGUUCGAGCUUCUCCGGACCCGGACAAGCACCCGGCUUCGUUGUUCGCCCUAGGUCAUUACAUCGCCCUGCACACGUACACCCUGCAACAAACUAGUUACGGCCCUCGACGCGACAAGAUCCUCAUAGUGCCCGACACUGUUACCUACCUCGGGAAAGCGGAUUUGGGUGAUUGCUCAACCAUUGAACCCAUUACCAAAUGCGAAGAGGUCGCCUCUGCUCUCCGAGGGCUACACGAGACGAGAAUUGCUUUGGAUCGCCAAUGCUUCUUCGCCUCCAAAAAACCAGCCAACAUCAUCAUGACUCCCCCACAACCCAAUGAGGGUCGUGCCGGUCAGACCCAAAACACACAAGUACCCUUUGGCACUCAAAUGCCUCCUCCCUCCCGGACCGACCAGGAAGACGUCGUACAUCUAGGGACACGGAGGCUGGAGCCUGUGUUGGCAGGUACUACACGCAGGGAGGAACUCCAAUCGGGUGUUUCGCAGACAAAGGCCAAGCUAUUAAGCAUGCUGCAACAAGCUGCUUCGAGACAUGAAGGCCCAAAAGUUGGCAAACAUCAUCUACCAUCCAAGGAGGCAGCCCCAGACUCAGCUGAAGCAAGGAAUGAGAUGAUGGACGUGGAUCCUGCCCCGACGCAACGCGAAAGUUUCAUUUUGGCUGAUUCAAGCAUUGAGCAAAUUGCCGAUGGCUCCGUCUUGACUUCAUCCAACGAGGACGAACUUGAUAACUCGGUUCCUACCUGGUUGCUACCCGGAUCCCGCCCCGUUUGCGGCUCAGCAAAGGCUCACGCUAGGCAACAGGAAAUACUGAUGCGUCCUGAGAGCUGGCAUAAACCUGGCGGACGAUUCAAGUUUCCCGAUGCCAACAUUCCAAUUGAGAUAUCAGCGGCUUUGAUGGUGAAACUCCGGUCCAGUGAAGAACACGUUAUAUCGUCUUUAGAUUUCAUGGCAAGCCAGGCGCCGGCUGGCGGUGCUGAUACGACACAGGAUUCAAUUCCGGCGCGGGGAUCUGACCCUAUCCGAGACCCGUCUCCUACACAAGAGUCGGACAUGAUCUCCUGGGCAACUUCGCCCGCGCCUGAGCCACCUCAACGCGUCGCUCAAAUCAACAUGAACCUUCCGCCAGAUUCCAGUAUGGAAAAUCGGACUAGCAAUUCGAGUGAACAGAAGAAGGCUCUUCCAUCAUCGCCUCCAGAGCCUGCUGGUGUUCAAGGGUCUGAUGAUGAGAUGGAGGUCGACGUACCACUUGGACUGGGUGAGGAGCUAUCUGUGGAUAUGUUCCGGUCCGGCCCACCUUCCGAGAUGGUGCAGGUCAAGGAAACACCGUAUACAAAGUGCAAAAAGAUAGCCCCUUCUUUAUCCCAGCCUGAACGCGAGCCAGGUGACCCGUACAAAGGCGCAUCGUCGCACUCUGUCGCCUGGGUGGCGGGUACAUAUAAUGACGCACAAUCCCCUGCAAACUUUUCAUCAAGAGAAGCUCGUCGAGACCCUGUUCCCGCGGAUACAGCAAUGGACAUGAUUAGCGUCAAUGAUAAAACUAUGAGAAUAGCGGAGGCAGACACAAGAUCCUCCUCAACAUCACAUAUGACAACAGGUUUCCGUGCCGAUCUAAAGCAUGAAGGUGGAAUUGAGGGUGGGAGGUCACUCUGCAAAUCUAAAGAAGUUAAAGCAACUGCGGCUAAGCCAGUUCAUGUUCUCAGAGAUGCACCACUGAGCGUAGGCGUCGCAUCCACGCAAGUGCAGGUUAUAGAGAUAGAUGAUAGCUCUAGCCCGCCAACGAAGCAUUCCCAACCGAAACGGAAGCUUGACCAUUCGCCCCCGUCUAAAAGAGGGAUUCGAGGCCCGAAGCGGCGAGAGAUUAAAGUUUCGCGGCGUGCAACUUGCUCCCCCGUAAGAGAUGUGGGAGCACGUUUGCGCGAAGAGAAGAGGAAAUCCCUCAUGAGCUUCAGGGAGCAAAGGCAGUUUGAAGCUACAGCUGCAAAUCUCCCACAAAGCACACGAAUGGUUACUUCUUUAGAUACAGAAGCAGGUGCCAACUCAAAAUACCCGCUCAUACUUGGAGAAGACGGUGAAAUCUCUACGUCGCCCCUUGAGCCAAGCUCAGUAGCCAGGAAUUCAUCGCGUCACAGAACACAGACCCAGAUGGCCCGUGGCAAAGAUGUCACGAACACCUCAUUCAUGAGCAUGCAAGGAAGAUUGGAAGAUAUCAAUAUCGAUAUGGACCUAUAUGAGUACCCAAAUCCUGAUCGUCCGCACGAAACCAAGCGGUCUUCCCCCCUGUAUAUGACCAUAGACGGCUCAAACGAUCCAGUCUCAGGCCACAAUAAUAUUCCGCACUCACUCUCGACAACUAGACAAUCAACAGCGCAAGGUAUGGACUCAGCAACAACGACCAUCUUUCACCAGUUCCAGGUCGCGUACCCUGGCUAUACUGGUGAUCACAAACACUUCUCCAACCUGUGUAAGAAGAUGAUAUCAUUGGAUGAAGACGACAGAAUGGUCCCCAAAUGGCUAUGGGAUGAUUACAUCAUUCGAAACAAGACUCAUUACAAGCCGUAUGCGGACCAGUGUCUCACUGACGGCGCGGAGCCUGAGCCGUACAUUCGUUACUACAAAGACCAUGUCUAUGAUACAAUGCACAAGAAAGGCAUAAUCAAGACCAAAGAAACGCUUCUUUCUGCUCUCGAAGAGUUACAAACACAGUCCAACUCCAUACGGAAUAGUCUACGCUCAUUCGAUGCUGGCUCGAAGCCUUCGGAGCCAAAGGAAGAGCUUCCGAGUGAACCAUCACGCUCUAGCAAUGGAAAUCUUGCUUCUGCCCAGCCUCGUUCCACUAGCAGUAUUGCAUCCCCGGCCCUGAACGAGUCUCCAAGUCAACUGAUCCGCAGUAGAAACCUGGAUCGCGAUAUGAUCUUGCCUCGUACAGCAAACAGUAUUGCAUGUGAAUCUAUUAACACACCGGUGUCGAGAGCGAAGGAACGCAUAGAAGAAGCCUCAAACUCGCCAGUCCCGAAGACCAAUCCUGAGAAAGAACCACGACGUCACUCGGAGUAUAGCCAAGACCCUGUCGAUACUCCACCGAGCAAUAGCAGCGCUACGCACAAGAAGAAACGGCGCACUCUACCCUCAGGAUGGGUGCCAGGGCUGAAGUCGACCGCAACAGCAUCCUCCACAUCAUCACCCACUCCUCGACCCAUCUCUAGGAUGGACGAGACUUUCCGUACAACCUCCCCCGUGAACCUCACAUCUAGCAUCAUGAAGAAACCAACGGAUAAACCCCGCGUAUCAUCUCUUUUCGACAACCACCCGACCACCUCAGAACAGCGCCCUCCUUACCAAUCUCUCCAAAGUCGCCCUCCCUUCGAAGCUUCUGCAUUUAAUCGCCUGUCAACCACAAAAGUAGGCUUAUCCUCGUCCUCCUAUGACCAAAAACGACCUCCGCAACUCCAUGGCAAGACAGGCGAUACGUUCCGUGACUUCGUUCUUGGUAUGGAAGGCGUGACCUCGUUUACGGGGAGCACUCAGAUUGAUCCCAUUAUGGAUUGGCCCGAUAACUUGUGCGUUCGGCCCUCAAUUGCUGAUGUGACAGGGAGGGGUUUUGCGAAGAAGAGAUACGAUGUCUUGGAGUGGGGAGAUGUACUAUGA
Messenger RNA from Periconia digitata, 4235 nucleotides. Lineage: Eukaryota; Fungi; Ascomycota; Dothideomycetes; Pleosporales; Periconiaceae. The record is from the annotation of a GenBank genome assembly.